AUGCCCCUCUACGCCUUCGGCUCCAACGGCUCAGGCCAGCUCGGUAUCGGCCACAUUGAAGACGUCUCCACGCCCACCAAGUGUCUCUUCGAGGAUACCUCUCCCCCAUUACCAGCAUCAGAGAUUACCCGCAUCGCAGCAGGCGGAAACCACACCUUGAUAUUGUUCUCCGAUGGACGGGUCUACGCGACGGGGAUGAAUGAGGAUGGGAGAUGCGGUAGUCUUCCUGGGGUUGAUGAUGCGGUGACGAGGUUUCGGCAGGUGGUUGUGGAUGGUGUGGAGCGGUUUAGGGAUGUUUCGGCUACAUGGGAGGCGUCGUUUUUGGUCUCCGGGGAGGGGAGGAGGGUGUUUGUUUUGGGAUCAGGGGGAAGGGGGAGUUGGGGCUUGGAGGGGGGGUUGUUUGUGGUGGGCAUUGCCAGUGGGAUGGGACAUACGGUUGUGGUGCUGGAGAAUGGGGAGGUGUAUGGAUGGGGAGCUGCGAGGAAGGGGCAGUUGGGGCAGGCGAGGAAGGGGGAUAAGGUGGUUUGGGAGCUUGUGAGGAUUGAGGAGGUUGGGUUUCGAGCGACGGGGGCGGCGUGUGGGAGAGAGUUUACGGUGGUGGUUGGGGAUAGAGAAAAAGGGGAGUUUGUUGUACUUGGGUCCGCGGAUGAUAGGUGGGGUGUUUUGGUGGGGAGUUCUAUUCCUGCACCCGUGGGGUGUCGGAGUAUAGAGGCUAGUUGGCAUGGGGUUUAUGUACAUCGUCAGGAUGGGGAGUUGCCGCCGCGGGAGAUGGGGAGGGUGAUGGAUCUGGCGGUGGGAAGUGAGCAUGUGCUUGCGACGGUUGAUGAGCGUACAGUUGUCGCUUGUGGAUGGGGGGAGCAUGGCAAUUGUGGGCCGGUCACGGACGCCCAAGGUAAUGUGAAGGGGAUAUGCAGCCCGAUUUCUUUGCCGGAAGAGGCGUUGGAUGUGGUUGGUAUCGGCGCGGGUUGUGCGACUAGCUGGGUGAUCACUCGUGAUUGA
Molecule: messenger RNA, 999 nt
Organism: Aspergillus sclerotioniger CBS 115572
Lineage: Eukaryota; Fungi; Ascomycota; Eurotiomycetes; Eurotiales; Aspergillaceae
Product: RCC1 domain-containing protein
Exons: 3
Coding region: 1-999 (332 amino acids)
Cellular component (GO): cytoplasm
Molecular function (GO): guanyl-nucleotide exchange factor activity
Source: RefSeq, a predicted model, not a curated record